UCGGGCGGAAGUCGGGAUGUUAGGUGGUCUGAAGACGCUAGCUUGUGACAGGGAGGGGGAGAAGGAAGGCCUGCGUAAACUGUGCCUCUCGGUCCCUACGCUCCCGGGGACCCUUGGAAAAAUCACAACACCCCGGCCCCCGCAGCUAGCUCCUUCCCUCAGGCUCUCUCCGCUCGAUUUCGCCACCGUUAUGUGGGAAGCGAAUCCAGAGAUGUUUCACAAAGCAGAAGAAUUCUUAUCCAAAACGACGGAUAGUGAAAUGGAUGACAUGGACACAUCAGAUACCCAGUGGGGCUGGUUUUACCUGGCAGAAUGUGGGAAGUGGCAUAUGUUUCAGCCAGAUACCAAUAUUCAAUGUUCAGUUAGUAGUGAAGAUAUCGAAAAGAGCUUCAGAACAAACCCUUGUGGCUCCAUUUCUUUUACUACUUCCAAAUUCAGCUACAAGAUAGACUUCGCAGAAAUGAAGCAAAUGAAUCUCACCACUGGAAAGCAGCGCUUAAUAAAAAGGGCUCCUUUUUCUAUCAGUGCUUUCAGUUAUAUCUGUGAAAAUGAGGCUAUCCCUAUGCCACCACACUGGGAGAAUGUGAAUACUGAAGUACCAUAUCAGCUUAUUUCUCUGCACAAUCAAACACAUGAAUAUAAUGAAGUUGCCAGUCUCUUUGGGAAAACAAUGGAUCGUAACCGAAUUAAAAGAAUUCAGAGAAUUCAAAAUUUAGAUCUAUGGGAAUUCUUUUGCAGGUAAGAUGAUCUCUGAUCUGAACCUUCCUAUCUGUAAAACUUAUAUAGUCUUAGAGAUAGUUAAACAUCAGUGUUUAAUUGUAUUAAUUUUUACUGAUGUCGACAUGCUGAUUUUAUUUUGGCACAUUUCUACCUGGCCUCUCAGUGCACUUCUUUAGCUUUCCUGGAGGAGUAAAAGAGAGCUACUCUUCAAGUGAAUCCCUGGCAUUAUAACGUGAAAAGCUUUCCCUGGGGGCUUAAAGAUGUGCAUCUUGACUGAAAUGGACAUUAUAAGUCUCAGGAGCUGCUCAACUUUGUUGAUGUGAUUUUGUUUGGCUCAGCUUUUUAUGUCAAAUUAGAAACAUUGUUGACUUUUUUUUUUUUUAAUAAUUACACUUACACUAUAUUUUUGUGGGGAUGGGGGCACCAGGGAUUGAACUCAGGGGCACUUGACCUCUGAGCCACAUCCCCAGCCCUAUUUUAUAUUUUAUUUAGAGACAGGGUCUCACUGAUUUGCUUGCACCUUGCUUUUGCUGAGGCUGGCUCGUGAUCCUUCUGCCCCAGCCUUCUGAGCCACUAGGAUUACAGGCCUUUGCCACCGUGCCCAGCUACUUACACUACACUGUCUUACACAAAACUAGUCAUUUGCUUGUUUUGAUUUAAACAACAAUCUAAAACAUACCUUCAAAGUUCUUACUUAGCUUAGAGUUUAUGUAGGUUUAAAAUUUCAAUUUAAUUUUAGAUUUAAGUUAAAAAUGACCUCUUAGAUUGCUCAUUGUGCACAAAACCUAAAAAUAAAUCUCAUUACAGAAAACUUGGAGGUAUUGUUCAGAUUAACCUGUUGUGCUAUAUUUUUAUAACAAAUGUUACUUAAAGUAAGUGGCUCUCUGAAAUAUUUUAGUUAACAUUUGUAGAUGAGAUUGGCUUCUAAUAUUUUUACUCUGACUUUGAAUUUUUUUUCAGAAAAAUUUCAAACAAAAAAGUAGGGAGUCUAAUAUAAGGAAACCCAUGUGCUCAUCAUCCUGCUUCAAUAUUUAUCAAGAUUUACCUCACAUAGUCUAUCUCCUUUUUGUUAUUGUUGUUGGUGAAGUAUUUCAAAGUAAAUCCCAGACUGUAACUCAUUUCAUUUCCAUAUACUGGACAUUUAAACGACUUUUGUUUGGUAAUGGUACAUGGAAUUCUUUCUUGGUUCUAACUGAUUAGUUAAAUGUGGCCCAAGUACAUUCCAGAUAUAAUUCUCAUAGUUGUUUAUAGUAAAAUAAGCUGUGUUCAGCUUGUGUUUUUAUAGUUUUGACUCUUUGUACCAAACCAUCUUUUAUUUCUGACAAUAACUGUGUCUGACUUUGGAACAUUUUUUUGGUUCUUGUUUGGAGGAAGAUAGAAAAAAGCCUUUGCCCCCUUUGAUUUUAUUACCUCAGUGACUGUUUUUCUGAAAUGGGUUGUUGAAAACUUGAUUUUUAAUUUUUAAUCAGAUCUCUGAAGUAGAGCUCAUAUUGAUCUCCAUAAUUUGAGUUCCAAAUAAAACCUACUGUAAAAAACCAUCCCAUUGGGGAUAUGGCGCAAGCGGUAGCGUGCUCGCCUGGCAUGCGUGCGGCCCAGGUUCAAUCCUCAGCACCACAUACAAACAAAAGAUGUUGUGUCCGCCAAAAGCUAAAAAAUAAAUAUUAAAAAUUCUCUCUCUCUCUCUCUUCUCUCUCUCUCUCUCUCUCUUUAAAAAACAAAACAAAAAACCAAACAAACCAUCCCACUGAAUCCCUAAAACAUUUGAUACUAAGAAUUUCACUGCAAACAGUCUUAUGUGGAGAUGCCAUGAUUUUUUUGUAUUGUCAGCCUAUAGAAAUCUGUGAUGUAAGUGAACUUGUCACCUGCUGUAGUAUUGCAAAAAUACUUAGAUCUCAUUGCAGGGGCAGCCUGUCAUUCUGACAUCUCCCUGUAAAACUAAAAUAACUUAGUCAAUCUCAUUAUCACAUAACCUAUGACUCACCAUAUAGACAGUCAGGCCCACAAGAGUCCAUCAGGGAUCAGUUUAUAUGUCACUUGGGCCUUUCUUACUUCCCUCCCUUCUUUCGACAAAUAUGUUUUUAGCACCUGAUUUGUGACAAGCACUAUUCUUGGUACUUGAGAUAUAAUGAUGUACGGAACUAUAGAUUAGAUGAAAAGGCAGGCCUCGGCUACCCAGAAAUAUAGGGAUGAGCACAGGUCAUCAUGGGAGCACAAAGUGAGGGUUUCUAUCCACCCUUGCUGACAAAAGUAGGGUGUGGAUUAUGGAAUGGGGUAUAUUAGAUAACACCUCCUAAGGCAGGUGUCAAUUAAGCUAGACACAGGUAGAAUAGAGAAAGGACAUCCUAGGCUUUGGGAACAGCAUGGGCCAAAGUCUGGAUAUAAGAAAGAAUAUAGAAAGUUGAGAGAAUUUCAGAUUGAAUAGAAAAUUACCAUGAAUGGUGAGACAGGAGGCUAAAAAAGUAGUCAAUAGGGAGAGCUUGCGGGAGUUUAUAUCAGAACCACUGGGUGGUUGUAUAAUUUUUUUCAGUAACCUUAGCUGAAAUCAAUUGAUCCAGAGAGUUUGCAGGUGCCAGACUUUAUAAGGGCUUUAUAAGCUAAACUAAAAGAUUUUCUUUCUCUGGAAUGGUAGAAAAUCCUUGUAAGACUUUAAGCAAGAGGGUGAUGGAUCUGAAUUUUAGAAAAAUAAUUCAUCAAGCCAUACUGUGGGGAAUGUUUUGAAGCAGUGGUUCUCAACUGGAGUGAUUUUGCCUAUCAGGAAACAUUUAAUAAUGACUGGAGAAAUUUUUGAUUGUCACAUGGUGGGUUGGAAAGUGCUAAUGUCAUCCAUUAGAUAGAGACCAGGGAUACUAAACAUCCUACAAUAUAUAGGACUGCCACAACAAAGAGUUAUCCAACCCCAAAUAAUAAUAACAUCAAGGCUGAGAAACUCUUAUUUAAAGGAAUCACAGUUUGAAGCAUGGUGAUCAAGUUAGAAAAUUAUUUCAGUAAUUAAACUGAGACACAGUGGGUGGCCUAAACCAAAGUGAUAUCUGUUGUAUACAGGCAAA
Messenger RNA from Marmota monax (woodchuck), 3767 nucleotides. RefSeq names its product protein mono-ADP-ribosyltransferase PARP11. Lineage: Eukaryota; Metazoa; Chordata; Mammalia; Rodentia; Sciuridae. Bases 17 to 742 code for a protein of 241 amino acids. Gene Ontology annotation, molecular function: NAD+ poly-ADP-ribosyltransferase activity. The transcript has 6 exons. The record is from RefSeq and is a predicted model, not a curated record.